Molecule: messenger RNA, 288 nt
Organism: Dictyostelium purpureum
Lineage: Eukaryota; Evosea; Eumycetozoa; Dictyosteliales; Dictyosteliaceae
Exons: 3
Coding region: 1-288 (95 amino acids)
Source: RefSeq, a predicted model, not a curated record
AUGAAAUUGAUAUCAUUAGUAUUAUUAAUAUUGAACUCUGCAGAAUAUGGUUUAUAUUUUUCGAAAAAUGAAGAUGUCCUUUAUAACUCUAAAACCUUAAAAGAAGGGGGCUUUUUAGAAUAUUCAAAUAAUAUAGUAGAAAAGUUAAAUCAAAUGGUUUUGAAUGCCAACCAAGGAGACCUUGAAAAUAAAGGGGGAAAUGGUAAUGUUGUAAAUGAAAGGGCUAAUAAUAAUUUGGAAGAAAGUAUAAUUAAUAGUAUUAUCGGGUUUAUUGGUCAUUUGGGUUGA